CAAAACGCUAGUCACUAGGUAUUUGCUUGGAGCACUCGAAGAAAACAAAGCAUAGAAUUUCCUCUCGACGAUGUUACGUUACGCUCACCGUCCUAAAAUAACAACCGCCUCACUCCAUUCAAUCGCCUGCAUACGCUCGCUUUCCGCCGCCAAUCUCAACACCCCUCUUCCCGAAUCCUACACAGUCACUCCUCCAAUCAAGCCCUGGCCCCAACGCCUCUACCCCAAACGCCUCGUCUCCAUGAUCAUUCGCCAGCAAAAUUUAGACCUUGCACUCCAAAUCUUCGAUUACGCCGGUAAAUAUCACCCUGGUUUCUCCCACAAUUACGACACCUACGAUUCUAUUAUCUACAAACUCUCUCGAGCUCGCGCCUUUGGCCCUGUCGAAGUCUUGCUAUCUGACUUACACAAAGCCCAAAUCAAAUGCGGCGAACAUCUGUUCAUCACUGUUAUUCGCAACUACGGCCUCGCAGGUAAACCCGAAUUGGCUCUCAAAAUGUUUAUCCGCAUCCAGGAAUUUAACACACAGCGUUCUGUUAGAUCACUAAACACACUAUUGAAUGCUUUUGUUCAAAACAAAAGGUAUGAUUUAGUGCACGGUGUGUUCCAGAAUUGCAAGAGCAAGUUCGGAGUUGUGCCUAAUGUUUUCACUUAUAAUAUUUUGAUUAAGGGGCUCUGUAAGAAGAAUGACGUUGAAGGUGCAAUCAGGGUUUUAGACGAAAUGCCCACCAUGGGUAUAAUCCCAAAUGUGGUAACUUAUACAACGAUUUUAGGCGGGUACGUCUCGCGUGGUGAUAUGGUUAAUGCUAAAAAGGUUUUUGGUGACCUUUUUGAUAGAGGAUGGUUGCCAGAUGCGACAACAUAUACUAUUCUGAUGGACGGUUAUUGCCAGCAAGGAAGAUUAGUUGAUGCAAUUAAACUUAUGGAUGAUAUGGAGGAGAACGGAGUUGAGCCAAAUGAUAUUACUUAUGGGGUUAUGAUUCAGGCUUUUUGCAAAGAAAAGAAAGCUGGUGAAGCACGUAACCUGCUCGAUGAUAUGCUUAACAGAAAGUAUGUACCCAGUUCCUCCCUUUGUUGCAAAGUUAUUGAUGUGUUAUGUGAAGAAAGGAAGGUAGAAGAAGCUUGUGACUUGUGGAAGAGGAUGUUAAAGAAGAAUUGCACGCCGGAUAAUGCAAUAACAAGCACACUCAUAUAUUGGCUUUGUAAAGAAGGGAAGAUAUGGGAAGCGAGGAAGCUGUUUGGUGAGUUCGAGCGGGGUUCAAUCCCGAGUCUUUUGACAUAUAAUACACUCAUCGCUGGGAUGUGUGAGAGAGGAGAGUUAAACGAGGCAGGAAAGUUGUGGGAUGAUAUGAUGGAGAAAGGCUGCGAGCCUAAUGCUUUUACAUACAAUAUGCUGAUUAAGGGGUUUUGUAAGAUUGGAAGUGCCAAGGAGGGUAUUAGGAUUGUGCAAGAGAUGUUGGAUAAACGAUGCAUGCCUGAUAAGUCGACUUACGCUAUAUUGAUCGAGGAGUUGCGAGAAACGUCAAUGGAAGCUGAGGUAGAUAAGGUUGUUUCAAUGGCCAUGGCAAGUGGAGGAAUUGAUAGUGAUUCAUGGGACUACUUCUUAAACAAGCUUGUUGGCAAUCUGGGUAGAGGGACGGAUGCUCUUGAUAGGUUGUUAGUAGAGAAGGCCGAGCAGAGACCUGCCUUGUGAACUUCAGAUAUGCGAAGGUAUCUCUGUUUCCUGCAUUGCGUUUUGACAUCUCCGUGUAAAAGAAUUAGCAGCAUCAAGACAUACGAGUUUCCCUCUAGAUGGAUGACUGGGCAACGACACAACAAAAUCUACCCUAUUCGAUAGUCAGUACGAAAGCAGCCAUUAAUGGAAAAAAGAGAAGAAAUAUACAGUUGAUGAGAUGCCACAAGAAUCAAGAGGAUCCAAUUGUUAUUCACAUAAGAAAACAAUCACAUGUUUCAUGCCAUGUGAUUUGAUUAUGUCCCUUUUAAGUGUGGAAAUAUUACAGGUUUGAUUAGCCCACAGUUCAAUUUGAAUGUUCCAAGUUCAAGUAUGAAAACACCAAGCAUGCUUUGACUGCCAAUAAGGCGAUAACCAAAAACAUUGAUUGUAGCCAGGGCCAGCAGAAUCCGAACGAAUCUGAAAAUUUGAAAAAUUGAUCUUUUUUGGUCUCUGCAGGAUUUUUGUU
Molecule: messenger RNA, 2180 nt
Organism: Jatropha curcas
Lineage: Eukaryota; Viridiplantae; Streptophyta; Magnoliopsida; Malpighiales; Euphorbiaceae
Product: Pentatricopeptide repeat (PPR-like) superfamily protein
Molecular function (GO): protein binding
Source: RefSeq, a predicted model, not a curated record